CCCCUUCUGCGGUCCCUCUUCUAUCCAUUCACUCUCACUCUUUCGUUACCUUCGUUUCAUUCAUUUCCCGUAACACCCUUCCUCUCUUGAAUUCCAAAUCUCCCUUCUUCUUCUCCACCAACCAUUUCCCCCUUUUUUUCGCUUCCCUCCUCUUCCAACCACUCCAACAAAUACCGAUUUCGCUUCUCUCUCUCUCUUUCUCUCUUUCUUCCUCUUCAUUCUCUUCGAAAUUAAGCUUAGAUAGGGUUAGGUUUUCGGUGAAAAUAUGAGGUUGAGGGAGAACGACGACGGUGGUGAGAAAGAGGAAGUGGUGGAGAAUGAUGUCACCCUGGCCCAAAAUCAAUGGUGUCCGGUGGUCAAUGCGGGGUUUUCGUCGCCCAAGAGACUGGUUGUGGUUGGUUAUGCUCUUACUACUAAAAAGAUUAAGAGCUUUUUACAGCCUAAGCUUGAAGGUUUAGCUAGGAACAAGGGAAUACUAUUCGUGGCUAUUGACCAUAAUAGGCCCCUUUCAGAUCAAGGUCCUUUUGAUAUUGUCUUGCAUAAGUUAUCAGGGAAAGAGUGGCGCCAGGUUCUUGAGGAUUAUAGGCAGUCACAUCCUGAGGUUACAGUUCUGGACCCUCCAGAUGCCAUACAACACUUACGCAACCGUCAGUAUAUGCUUCAGGCUGUAGCAGAUAUGAACCUUUGUGAUUCCUAUGGCAUCGUGGGUGUUCCUCGGCAAUUAGUUAUCAAGAGAGAGGCAUGCGCUAUUCCAGAGUUGGUCAACCAAGCUGGCUUGACUUUACCCCUUGUUGCAAAGCCACUAGUUGCCGAUGGAAGUGCAAAGUCACAUGAAUUAUCCCUUGCUUAUGAGAAGUUUUCCCUUCAAAAACUUGAACCUCCUCUUGUUCUUCAGGAAUUUGUCAAUCAUGGGGGUGUUCUCUUCAAGGUUUAUAUAGUUGGUGAUGCUAUAAAGGUAGUAAGGCGGUUUUCAUUACCUGAUGUUAGCAAGUGGGAACUCUCCAAAGAUGCUGGGAUAUAUAAUUUUCCAAGGGUUUCGUGUGCUGCAGCUUCGGCAGAUGAUGCAGAUCUGGAUCCUACUGUCGCUGAGCUUCCUCCAAGGCCAUUACUAGAGAAACUAGCUAAGGAACUUCGAUGGCGAUUGGGUCUUCGUCUAUUCAACCUGGAUAUUAUCCGUGAAUAUGGAACAAGAGAUCACUUUUACGUCAUCGACAUAAAUUACUUCCCUGGAUAUGGCAAAAUGCCUGAGUAUGAACACAUAUUUACUGAUUUCCUGUUGAGCCUGGGGCAGGGGAAGUACAAGAAAAGAUCAGGCUAAAAUAAAUCCUUUUAGCCCUUUGAUUUAUGUCCUCUCACAGCUUUUGCUGUGCCAUGGAAGUUCAGGGGAAAAUAAUUACGAAGAAAUGUGUUUGGGAAGAUGGACCUGUACAGAACAACUUCUGGUAAACUUGUCUUCCCUUCUAAAGUAAGGAAUGUUAUGGCUGAUGACCGAAGGGAUGAAUUUGACGGGACCUCAGUGGGUAUGACCAUAAGUUGACGGAUUUCAAAUGUACUGACCGUUCUUUGCUGUAUAUAUAGAAGGCCUAAAAAUACUUUACAGUAGGGAAUCUAGACCAAAUUGUAGUUCAA
Vigna umbellata (rice bean) is the source of this 1629-nucleotide messenger RNA. RefSeq names its product inositol-tetrakisphosphate 1-kinase 3. Gene Ontology annotation, cellular component: cytoplasm. Lineage: Eukaryota; Viridiplantae; Streptophyta; Magnoliopsida; Fabales; Fabaceae. Gene Ontology annotation, molecular function: magnesium ion binding; inositol-1,3,4-trisphosphate 5-kinase activity; inositol-3,4,5,6-tetrakisphosphate 1-kinase activity. The record is from RefSeq and is a predicted model, not a curated record. Gene Ontology annotation, biological process: inositol trisphosphate metabolic process.